AUGUUCCUGAAGACCCACAAGACAGCCAGCAGCACUGUUCUCAACAUGCUUUACCGAUACGGAGAGGUAGACUACUUUAUCUUCAGUUUGGCUUUCCUUCAGCAAACCUCUUUUUGUGUUAUAUUGUACCAUUUAUUUAGUUUUUUUGAAAGCAGCUUCAAAUCCAUUGUCUUCUUCCUGUUCUUGUUGUUCUUCUUCUAGGAGAGGGAUCUGUGCUUCGCCCUGCCUCUGGGGUACCAGUUUGGCUACCCCCUCCCCUUCAACGCACACAGGGUCAAAGGUUAUAGAGGGCCCCACGUGGCCGAGUUCAGCAUCAUGGGAAACCACAUGCGCUUCAACAAACCAGAGGUACGUGCUUUAAAUUAUUAAUUGUGCAUUUCUAUAUUUUCUUCCAAUGUGUAUUUAUUGAGGUUUUUGAACAGCAAAGAAUGUACUAACAAACAAACCAAAAACAGGGCAAGACACAAGAUCAAUUGUAUUGUAUUUUUUCCUAUAUUCAUGUGUAUGUGAGGACAUUUUUUAUUCUAUAUUUACACGUUGGCCUAUUAUUUAUUGAGGAAACAAACAAAACCACAGGACAGAAGGAUUCAUUUUUUUUUUUUUUUACGUUAGCUUAACACAUAUUAUUAUUUGCAUGGAGCUGAUGAUAUCUUUUGUAGGUUUGGCAGGUUCCCUUGUGUUUUGUUAACUGCUUCUGUUGUUGGCAAAGAAAAGGACAGUGACAGUUGUAGGUGAACGUUUCAACAGGUUGGAGCAAGUAUGUGGACACCUGCUCGUCGAACAUCUCAUUCCAAAAUCCAUCGGAUUGCCAGAUGGUGAAACUCGGUAGUGAGUGUUGCAACCGAGGACAGAUGAUUUUUACGCGCUACACGCUUCAGCACUCGGCGGUCCCGUUCUGUGAGCUUGUGUGGCCUACCAAUUCGCGGCUGAGCCGUUGUUGCUCCUAGAUGUUUCCACUUCACAAUAACAGCACUUACAGUUGACCGGGGCAGCUGUAGCAGGGCAGAAAUUUGAUGAACUGACUUGUUGGAAAGGUGGUAUCCUAUGACGAUGCCAUGUUUAAAGUCACUGAGCUCUUCAGUAAGGCCAUUCUACUGCCAAUGUUUGUCUAUUGAGAUUACAUGACUGUGCUCGAUUUCAUACACCUGUCAGCAACGGGUGUGGCUGAAAUAGCCAAAUCCACUCAUUUUAAUGGGUGUCCACAUACUUUUGUAUAUCCGUGUGUCACAAAAUUAGAAUAUUACUUAAGGCUAAUACAAAAAAGGGAUUUUUUAGAAAUGUUGGCCAACUGAAAAGUAUGAAAAUGAAAAAUAUGAGCAUGUACAAUACUCAAUACUUGGUUGGAGCUCCUUUUGCCUCAAUUACUGCAUUAAUGCGGCGUGGCAUGGAGUCGAUGAGUUUCUGGCACUGCUCAGGUGUUAUGAGAGCCCAGGUUGCUCUGAUAGUGGCCUUCAACUCUUCUGCGUUGUUGGGUCUGGCAUUCUGCAUCUUCCUUUUCACAAUACCCCACAGAUUUUCUAUGGGGCUAAGGUCAGGGGAGUUGGCUGGCCAAUUUAGAACAGAAAUACCAUGGUCCGUAAACCAGGCACGGGUAGAUUUUGCGCUGUGUGCAGGCGCCAAGUCCUGUUGGAACCUGAAAUCUCCAUCUCCAUAGAGCAGGUCAGCAGCAGGAAGCAUGAAGUGCUCUAAAACUUGCUGGUAGACGGCUGCGUUGACCCUUGAUCUCAGGAAACAGAGUGGACCGACACCAGCAGAUGACAUGGCACCCCAAACCAUCACUGAUGGUGGAAACUUUACACUAGACUUCAGGCAACGUGGAUCCUGUGCCUCUCCUGUCUUCCUCCAGACUCUGGGACCUCGAUUUCCAAAGGAAAUGCAAAAUUUGCUUUCGUCAGAAAACAUGACUUUAGACCACUCAGCAGCAGUCCAGCUCUUUUUUUCCUUAGCCCAGGUGAGACGCUUUUCGCGCUGUUUCUUGGUCAACAGUGGCUUGACACGAGGUAUGCGGCAGUUGAAACCCAUGUCUUUCAAGCGUCUCUUGGUGGUGGAUCUUGAAGCCCUGACUCCAGCGGCUGUCCACUCCUUGUGAAUCUCCCCCACAUUUUUGAAUGGGUUUUUUUUCACAAUCUUGACUAGGGCGCGGUGAUCCCUAUCGCUUGUACACUUUUUCUGACCACAGUUUUUCCUUCCCUUUGCCUCUCUAUUAAUGUGUUUGGACACAGAGCUCUGAGAACAGCCAGCCUCUUCUGCAAUAACCUUUGUGUUCUUUCCCUCCUUGUGCAAUGUGUCGAUGGUCGCCUUUUGGACAGCUGUCAAAUCUGAAGUCUUCCCAUGUUUGUGUAGGCUCAGAACUGGACUGAGAGACCAUUUAAAGCCCUUGCAGGUGUUUUGAGUUAAUCAGCUGAUUAUUUUGUGGCACCAGGUGUCUUCAAAAUGUAACCCUUACACAAUAUUCUAAUUGUGUGACACACGGAAUUUAGGAUUUUCAUUUGUUGCCACUUCAAAUCAUCAAAAUUAAAUGAAAUAAACAUUUGAAUGCAUCAGUCUGUGUGCAAUGAAUAAAUAUAAUGUACAAGUUACACCUUUUGAAUGCAAUUACUGAAAUAAAUCAAGUUUUUCAAAAUAUUCUAAUUUACUGACUUUUACCUGUAUAGUGUAUCUUAGAAUCAUCACUGACGGCGCAUACGGUGUGUGUAUGUGUCAACCAGCUUCAUGAGGAAUACUUUUCCAACAGUCUUGAAGGAGUUCCAACAUAUGCUGAGCACUUGUUGGCUGCUUUUCCUUCACUCUGCGGUCCAACUCAUCCCAAACCAUCUCAAUUGGGUUGAGGUCGGGUGAUUGUGGAGGCCAGGUCUACUGCCAUGUGCGCAUUGCUGCGCUUAUAAAGUGAAGAAAUAGCCUAAUAGUUUAUCAACAUUUUAAGCUAAACGUUCUGAUCUGUUGCGUCAGCCACAUUGCAUAUUUUUUUAUUUUUUAUGCUAGUGUUUGUAUUAAUUUGGGAUCUAUUGCAUCCCACAACUGUCCCAGACUAUGUUUGGAAUAUUUAUUUCUCACACAGAAUAGAAUAGGUCAACAACUAAAUUACAUUAAUAACUCUAAAUUAAGCAUAUAGGAGUACGUAUUUCUUUGUUAACCGCUCAACACAGAAUAGCCGCGUGUGCGCACUCCCUCAAAUCGUUUGGAGAAAAGAUGUAUAUUUUAUUCAGCUUUGUUCAAUUGUAUUCUUCAUACUAUAAAAUAAUGCCACGGAAUUCUAAGCAAAUCUUGUCUGCUAAAUGAACUAGUGUAGCCCACAGCCAUUUGGCAUAGCCGCAUAAGGACAACUCAGAGUAUGCUAUUCUGUUCUUCUGAAAUAGACUGUAUUUUCUUCAUAUCAUACUUCUUAGACCUGUCUAAAAUAGAUAAUGGAUUUAUUGUGAAGUUGUAGGCUAUAUUACAUGGAUUUAUUUGACUUUUUUAAAUGUAGAUGUUAUAAAGGUCAGCAUCAGUGGCUUGUAGGCUAUGUGUGGAAGGCAGGAGAUGCUAAAUGUGUUUAUGUUAAUUAACAGUCAAUUACCGUGAGGCCGACAGUUAUUUGCUUGACAAUCACCGGCUGACAAAAUUUCAUGACCACCAUAGCCCUAUGUGUGACUCAUUACUUUUACAUUAGUGAGCACCAUUAGGCAGCACCUAACUUCAAAUUAUGUCCGUUCUUUAGUUCAUUAUUUCAUUUUUUACAUCCAGCAAACAGUUUAUUUUCAAUGUUUUUAAUUAUACAGUGUACAGGGUCAUUUCAAGUAAUUCAAACCGUUUGACUCUGGCUUCCAUCACUCCUUUUCUUUCCCCGUGACCUUUGACCCUUACGCUAACCUCUGACCUCUUCUUCUGUGGUCCUCCAGGUAGAGAAGGUGAUGCCAGUGGACACCUUCUACUUCUCUAUCAUGCGUGACCCUGUAGCGCUGGCCGAGUCAUCCUACGCCUAUUACAAAGCUGUCGCCCCCGCCUUCAAGAAGGCCAAAGGUACAUCAUGUAGCCAAUCUAGCCUACUGUUUAAUGCUCGUGCAUGUCUGCUGUUCUGUUACUUUUUGGGCCGGAUUCCUGGACACAGGUUAAACCUAGUCCAGGAAUCAAAAUAACUUUCAUUGGAGAUUCUCCAUUGAGCAUGCAUUUUAAAUUCAGGAGUAGGCUUAAUCUGUCUGGGAAAUCAGUUAUUUGUAUAUAUUGAGGUUGUAUGCUGCAAAAUGAAUUGCCUCAUUGAGGACAAUAACGUUUUCUUAAUCUAAUUUUAAUGUAAUCUCUAAUCUAAUUUUAACUUUAAUCUACGGUAAUCUGACAGGCCUGGGAGACUUUGCCGACAACCCCAGGAAGUACUACGACCCUCGUCUCCGUAACAACCACUACGCCCGCAACCUGCUCUGGUUCGACUUCGGCCUGGACCACAACGCCAACUUCUCGACCACACUGGCUCGACGUGGCGAAGCAGCUGUCCGACGCGCCUUCAAACUCAUCUUGGUCUCUGAGCACUUUGACCAAUCCAUGGUAUAUAUACUAUUAUAAUAUAUAAUAAUAAAUGCUAUUUAGCAGACGCUUUUAGCUUUUAUCCAUAGGUGGACCUGAUCCUAGAUCAGCACUCUUACUCUGAGACCCUUUAUAAAUACAGGUCCUGGGAUCAGUUUUUCCUUUUAGAUACAGCGAAUAAGAUUACAUGCACGGACAAGGUGGACCUGAUCUACGCUUAAUGAAUACAGGUCCUGGGGCCAUAUGUAUCAAGCGUCUCAGGGUAGGAGUGCUGAUCUAGGAUACAUUUUGCCUUAGUGAAUAAGAUUACCUGAUCCUAGAUCAGCAUUCUUACUCUGAGAAGCUUUAUGAAUGUGCUGACCUAGGAUAGGUUUUGCCUUUUCGAUACAGUGAAGACGAUUUAAUGGACAAGGUGGACCUGAUCCUAGAUCAGCACUCUCUUACCUACGCUUUAUGAAUACAGGUCCUGCUCCGUCACGCCCUCUGCUGGCCGCUGGACGCCGUCGUCUCCUUCAGCCUCAACGCCCGCCAGCAGAAGCCCAGCGGAGGCAGCUCCUGGGUGGGUAAAGCGGCUGCUGCGCAGCCCCCUGCCCUGGCUCUCACAGACGACCAACGUCUAAAGCUCCGCGAGUGGAACGCCUUGGACUGGCACCUCUACCAGGCCUUCAACCGCUCCUUCUGGAACGAGGUGGAUCGCUUCGGGAGAACCAGGAUGGACCAGGAGGUCGCCCUUCUCCGGACCCGCCGGGAGGUGCUGGCCCGGGCCUGCCUGAGGGACGGCGGGAGACCUGUGGAGGCCAGCCGCAUCCGCGACAAGACCAUCAGGCCCUUCCAGAGCGGCUUGGUGAAGAUCCUGGGAUAUGAGCUCCAGCCUGGGCUGGACAACGCUACCCAUCAGGCCUGUCUGAGGAUGAUCAGGCCGGAGAUCCAGUAUAAAGACCUGCUAGACGCCAGGCAGUUCCCCAGGGCUGCUCCCCAGGCUGCCCAAGCUCAGGCCCCGGCUAUCCCUGCUGGGGGAGCCUACGUGAGGAAAGACCCUUCCUCCCAACUCAGGACAGGAGAGCUGGGGGUGGGGGAAGGAGGAGGACUAGGAGUAGGAGGGAGGACGGGGGAGGACGGGAGUCGGUUAUCUCGUAGUAAUAAUAAUAAUAACCAGACAUUGCUGCGAGGAGGAGGAGGAGGGAAAGGGAGGAUAAGAUAG
This is a messenger RNA of Coregonus sp. 'balchen', 5698 nucleotides long. NCBI's taxonomy places the organism in Eukaryota, Metazoa, Chordata, Actinopteri, Salmoniformes, Salmonidae. The record is from the annotation of a GenBank genome assembly.